GAAGCAAAACGUAUUUAACGUUACAGUGAAGGACUCUUAAAAUGCAUUUUCACCGAUACAAAAGUUAUUUUCGUGCUGUGAUGUCAUUAUUUUGUGAUAUGGUUUAACGAUAUAGUUUCCUAGUCGUAUUUUUUAAUUGUAAAUAACUGUACCUUUAUUAAAUAUUUUUUUGUAAUAUGGCAAAGACUAAAACGAUCAGUAAAGGCUGCCCCAAAUGUGAACAGCAGGUACCCGUUGCCUGCAAAGCAUGUCCAUGCGGUCAUUCAUUUUUUAAUGCAAGACGCAAUUCUAUUAAGAGUCCUCCUAGUCCUGAUAGCGGAGUAAUGAAAACAAGACGAACUAAUCGAAUCAAAAGAGAGAAGCCAAAUUAUUACGAUGCUUUAGAAUAUGACAAACAAUCAAAGAAGAGUGCUAAAAUAAGGAAAGCAACAGAUGCAGCUAGUGACAUUGACUGUCGACAAUUAAAUAAGAAGAAGAAACGAAAAGGAAAAGGUAAAGGAAAAAAUGGAAGUAGUAAUGGAUUAGGAGAUGACGAUGAUGAAAUGGAAGGAAUCAAUGGUUUGUCACCAGAGAAACAACUCACAUGUUCUUUGAUAUUGCAAGAAUUGAAUAACAAGAUGAGAGUGGUAGCUUGGAAGCCAACAUGA
Messenger RNA from Dufourea novaeangliae, 647 nucleotides. Its product is annotated as UPF0547 protein C16orf87-like. The transcript is spliced from 3 exons. Lineage: Eukaryota; Metazoa; Arthropoda; Insecta; Hymenoptera; Halictidae. The record is from RefSeq and is a predicted model, not a curated record. Bases 177 to 647 code for a protein of 156 amino acids.